Pan troglodytes (chimpanzee) is the source of this 7160-nucleotide messenger RNA. RefSeq names its product battenin-like. The transcript is spliced from 14 exons. Gene Ontology annotation, cellular component: membrane; lysosome. Gene Ontology annotation, biological process: lysosome organization; lysosomal lumen acidification. The record is from RefSeq and is a predicted model, not a curated record. Bases 1064 to 2443 code for a protein of 459 amino acids. Lineage: Eukaryota; Metazoa; Chordata; Mammalia; Primates; Hominidae.
GGGUUUGUGGUUCCUGUUUUGCCUGGGAAGAAAGAGUAGCAGUGAAGAGGGGGCUGGUGGGAGCUCUGACACAUUUCGGCAUCAUUAACGCUUCCCCCAGGGGCAGAAGGGGCCAGAUUGGUGGCUCUGGGGUGCAUCCCCUCACCUAUGAUUAGGCUUGCAAAAAAGAACUUGGCUAAACUUUAUAUUGUGGAUAUCUGUGUCUGCCUCCCACCUUCCUGUGACUUCCUUGAUGGCAGAUGCCAUGUAUGAAACGCUGCUGAAUUUCUAGAGCCCUGCACGUUAGUAGGACUCCAUUUUCCAUCAGCUGAGUGACCUGGGAGGCACACUAGAGAGGGCACAUUUCUUUUCUUUUCUUUUCUUUUUUUUUUUUUUUUGAGACAGUCUCACUCUGUCACCCAGGCUGGAGUGUAGUGGCGCAGUCUCAGCUCACUGCAACCUCUGCCUCCUGGGUUCAAGUGAUUCUCCUGCCUCAGCCUCCCAAGUAGCUGGGAUUACAGGUGCAUGCCACCACACCUGGUUAAUUUUUGUAUCUUUAGUAGAGACAGGGUUUCACCAUGUUAGCCAGGCUGGUUUCGAACUCCUGACCUCAGGUGAUCUGCCCACCUUGGCCUCCCAAAGUGCUGGGAUGACAGGCAUGAGCCACCACGCCCAGAUGAGAGGGCACAUUUCCAACUGCAUUCUGAAGGCCUGAUGGUGAGAAAGAGCAUAUAGAGGUGGCACAGCCCAUAGCAGAGAUGAGGCCAAGGACAAGAAGAGAAUGCAGGAUGCCGCCUUCCACCUAGAAGAAGUUUAAAACCUGCGGUUCCAGGGUUCUCCAGCCCCUCCCUUUCUCACGCUCCGAAGCCGAGAAGGCCCAAAGCGAAGACAGAGAGGACCCGGAAGUAGGGAAAACCUCUGAGCACGUGAUGGGGGAACACGCGGGUGCUGUCACGUGAUCCGACAAACGGCCUCUGCAUAGUGCAGAACAUUCUGCUGCUCUUAAAGACCCUCAUCCAUCCCGUGGGAGCCCCCUUUGGACACUCUAUGACCCUGGACCCUCGGGGGACCUGAACUUGAUGCGAUGGGAGGCUGUGCAGGCUCGCGGCGGCGCUUUUCGGAUUCCGAGGGUGAGUAUUCCCGCCCACCCUCAUGGAACGACCACCUCUGGCUCGCAGCCCACCUGAGGGGAAUGAGAGCUGACUCGGCCCCGGGAGGACACGCAUGGAGCGGUCGUGCACCUGAGAGUAGGUGGGGGUCAUGCCCUCUUCUCGCUCUCCCAGGGGAGGAGACCGUCCCGGAGCCCCGGCUCCCUCUGUUGGACCAUCAGGGCGCGCAUUGGAAGAACGCGGUGCGCUUCUGGCUGCUGGGCCUUUGCAACAACUUCUCUUAUGUGGUGAUGCUGAGUGCUGCCCAUGACAUCCUUAGCCACAAGAGGACAUCGGGAAACCAGAGCCAUGUGGACCCAGGCCCAAAGCCGAUGCCCCACAACAGCUCAUCACGAUUUGACUGCAACUCUGUCUCUACGGCUGCUGUGCUCCUGGCGGACAUCCUCCCCACACUCGUCAUCAAAUUGUUGGCUCCUCUUGGCCUUCACCUGCUGCCCUACAGCCCCCGGGUUCUCGUCAGUGGGAUUUGUGCUGCUGGAAGCUUCGACCUGGUUGCCUUUUCUCAUUCUGUGGGGACCAGCCUGUGUGGUGUGGUCUUCGCUAGCAUCUCAUCAGGCCUUGGGGAGGUCACCUUCCUCUCCCUCACUGCCUUCUACCCCAGGGCCGUGAUCUCCUGGUGGUCCUCAGGGACUGGGGGAGCUGGGCUGCUGGGGGCCCUGUCCUACCUGGGCCUCACCCAGGCCGGCCUCUCCCCUCAGCAGACCCUGCUGUCCAUGCUGGGUAUCCCUGCCCUGCUGCUGGCCAGCUAUUUCUUGUUGCUCACAUCUCCUGAGGCCCAGGACCCUGGAGGGGAAGAAGAGGCAGAGAGCGCAGCCCAGCAGCCCCUCAUAAGAACUGAGGCCCCGGAGUCGAAGCCAGGCUCCAGCUCCAGCCUCUCCCUUCGGGAAAGGUGGACAGUGUUCAAGGGUCUGCUGUGGUACAUUGUUCCCUUGGUCGUAGUUUACUUUACCAAGUAUUUCAUUAACCAGGGACUUUUUGAACUCCUCUUUUUCCGGAACACUUCCCUGAGUCACGCUCAGCAAUACCGCUGGUACCAGAUGCUGUACCAGGCUGGCGUCUUUGCCUCCCGCUCUUCUCUCCGCUGCUGUCGCAUCCAUUUCACCUGGGCCCUGGCCCUGCUGCAGGUACCAAACCCCUGCCCCUCACUUCACUCCCACCUUGGCUCCCAGCUUGGCUCCCAGCUUGGCUCCCAGCUUCCCCAAACCCCCUGCUUCUCACUAUCAGUGGGAAGUGUAAAAUUUUUUUUUUUUUUUGAGACAGAGUCUCGCUCUGUCGUCCAGGCUGGAGUGCAGUAGCGCAAUCUUGGCUUACUGCAACCUCUGCCUCCCGGGUUCAAGUGACUCUCCUGCCUCAGUCUCCUGAGUAGCUGGGAUUACAGGUGCCCGCCACCAUACCUGGCUAAUUUUUGUAUUUUUAGUAGAGAUGGGAUUUUGCCAUAUUGGCUGGUCUUGAACUCCUGACCUCAGGUGAUCUGCCGGCCUCAGCCUCCCAAAGUGCUGGGAUUACAGGGAAGUGUAAAUUGUACACUAUCAUUUCUUAGCACAGGGAACCAAAGUCCAGCAGAGCUCCAUGUAAAAUGUAUAUCCUCAGGAGCCAAGCAAAACUGAGCUUCAGUAGUCAGCCACUGUGUGACUUAGGGCAGGUCUCAGAACUUCUCUGAGCCUCAAUUUCCUCAUGUAUAAAUUGGGUGUGGCCAAUACCUAUUUUUCAGGGUAGUUGUAAGAAAUAGAGAUGAGAGAAAGAAUCGAAGAACAAGAUUUUGUAGUGUGUGUGUGUGUGUGUGUGUGUGUGUGUGUGUGUGUGUGUGUGUUUUAAGCAUUGGGAUUGGGCCAGGCCAGGUGGCUCAUGCCUGUAAUCCCAGCACUAUGGGAGGCUGAGGCAGGUGGAUCAUUUGAGCUUGGUAGUUCAAGUCCAGCCUGGGCAACAUGGCACAAUCACAUCUCUACAAAAAUUAGCCAGGUGCAGUGGCGCACACCUGUAGUCUUAGCUACUGGGAAGCUGAGGUGGGAGGAUCACUUGAACCCAUGAGGUCAAGGCUGCAGUAACCAAGGUCAUGCCACUGCACUCCAGCCUAGGCAAUAGAGCGAGACCCUGUCUCCCAGAAAAAGAAAAAAGAAAGGAAAAGUCGGAACCUUCCUCUGUCGCCUAGGCUGGAGUACAGUGGCAUGAUCAUAGGUCAUUUACCUCAGGCAAAGAGACAGGCUUUCAAAUAAUGUUUCUAACUAUAAGAAAAUGUACAGUUCUUUUAUUCUAGAUAGUUAAUUAUAAUAGAAUUGGUGACUUUGAAGUCAGUGGGUUAUUUAUCUUGAGGGUGGUGAGCAAAUUCAACUGCCCUUGGCAAACAGUAGUUUACAGCUUUAAGGGCGCAAACACCCUUCCUUACAACAGUCUAAUAAAAGGAGUUUCAUAUAACCAGCAUUCAUUGUUUCAAGGUUACAAAUCCACAGCCCCUGCAGGUAACUGUUACAAUAAACUGUCAACUGUGACAGGAAAGUCCUCUGCCUUUGAAAUUUAGGAACUUGGCCAGUCCUGGUGGCUCACACCUGUAAUCCCAGCACUUUGGGAGGCCAAGGCAGGUGAAUCACCUGAGGUCAGGAUCAGGAGUUUGAGACCAGUCUGGCCAAUGCAGUGAAACCCCGUCUCUACUAAAAAUACAAAAAUUAGUUGGGCGUGGUGGCAUCUGCCUGUCAUCUCAGCUACUCGCUAGGCUGAGGCAGGAGAAUUGCUUGAACCCCGGAUAUGGAGGUUGCAGUGAGCCGAGAUUGCAGUACUGUACUCCAGCCUGGGCCACAGAGCGAGACUCCAUCUCCAAAAAAAAAAAAGACUUAGGAACUCAAUUCUGUGAUAGCAAAAUACAGAAAUAGAGAUUAUACUUUAGGCUAGGUGUUGUGGCUCACACCUGUAAUCCCAAUGCUUUUGGAGGCUAGGGUGGGAGGAUCACUUGAAGCCAGGAGCUUGAGAGCAGACUGGGCAACAUCGUGAGGCCUCCCACCUCUACAAAAAAUUAAAAAAAAAAAAAAAAAAGCCAGGUGGGAGAAUUGCUUGAGCCCAGAAGUUUGAGAGAGCAGCCUGGGUAACAUCACGAGACCUCAUCUCUACAAAAAACAACAACAGGGUGUGGUGACAUUCACCUGUAAUCCCAGCUACUCGGGAGGCUGAGGCAGGAGGAUCGCUUUAGCCCAGGAGUUCCAGGCUGCAGUGAGCCAUAAUCAUGCCACUGUACCCCAGCCUGGGUGAGACCCUAUCUCAAAAAAAAAAGAUUACACUUUCAUAUUAUGGCAAAGCAUGUAAAUAUCCUCCAGCCUCCUUCCUUAUUUAUCUGAGCAGUGCUGCAAGCCCAGGGUUUGUACCCAGAAAACCCCAAAUUUAUAACUCAGGGUGCUUGUAGAUACCACUGAAACAUGUAGCUUAUGGUUUUAAGCUACAUGUUUUUAGCUAUAAUGUUUUUUGUUUUGUUUUGUUUUUUGAGAUGGAGUCUCGCUCUGUUGCCCAGGCUGGAAUGUAGCGGUGCAAUCUUGGCUCACUGCAACCCCUGCCUCCCAGAUUCAAGCGAUUCUCAAGCCUCAGCCUUCCGAGUAGCUGGGAUUACAGGUGCGCGCCACCACGCCCAGCAAAUUUUUUGUUUUGUUUUGUUUUGUUUUUUAGAGACAGAGUUUCGCUCUUGUAGCUCAGGCUAGAGUACAAUGGCGUGAUCUUGGCUCACUGCAACCUCCGCCUCCCAGGUUCAGGCGAUUCUUCUGCCUCAGCCUCCUGCGUAGCUGGGAUUACAGGCACGUGCCACCACACCUGGCUAAUUUUUGUAUUUUUUAGUAGAGAUGGGGUUUCGCCAUGUUGGCCAGGCUGGUCUUGAACUCCUGACCUCAGGUGAUCCACCCGCCUUGGCCUUCCAAAGUGCUGGGAUUACAGGUGUGAGCCACCACACCUGGCUAGAGGUGUGUCCUUUUUAAUGCUCAGCUUUAAGUCCACCUCAGAUUUAAUGAAUUAGGACCUCUAGGGUAAGCCCUGCUUGGGGCAUUUGUACCUAGAUCCCCAGGCGAUUCUUACAUAUACGAAAAGUAUGAACCGCCAGGAGGAGGCCUACACACUGCACAAGAGGCAAUGUGGUGUGGUCAGGGCUGGGAGGAUGGCACCUCCUUGAGAGACUGGGGCACAGAGGUGGGACCUACACCCUGGGGUGGGGAUCAAAGAGGCUUCCUGGCCAGGUGCGGUGGCUCCUGCCUAUAAUCCCAGCACUUUGGGAGGCUGAGGCAGGGGGGCAGCGACUGCUUGAGACCAGGAGUUCGAGCCCAGCUGAAUAGGAUGCCCGGCUACUCCCACCUUGUUUUACCAUCGUGAACCAACAGUUUUUCAAACAGGGGCAAUUUUGCUGCCCAGGGGAUGUUUGGCAACGUCUGCAGGCAUGCUUUGGUUGUCACAACUGAGGGAUGCUAUGGGCAUCUAGCGGGCAGAGGCCAGGGAUCCUGCUAAAUGCGCUGCCAUAUACAGGACAGCCCUCACCAUGCAGAACAACCAGCACCAAAUGCCAAGAGUGCUGCAAUUGAGAAAUCCUGGUUUCGAUGGUCCCACUUCCUUUAAGAAGCCUCCAUUUUUUUUUUUUUUUUUUUAUGAGACAGGAUCUUGCUCUGUCACCCAGGCUGGAGUGCAGUGGCACAAUCAUAGCUUACUGCAGCCUCCACCUCCUGGGUUCAAGCAAUCCUCCUGUCUCAGACUCCCGAGUAGCUGGGACUGCAGGUGCGUGCCACCAUGCUCAACUAAUUUUUAAAUUUUUUGUAGAGACGGAGUUUUGUUAUGUUGCCCAGGCUGGUCUCGAACUCCUGGCCUCAAGUGAUCAUCCCACCUUGGUCUCCCAAUGUGCUGGUAUUACCUGCAUGAGCCACUGCACCAGGCUGAGGUUGAGAAUUUUUUUUUUUUUUUUUUUGGGAUGGAGUCUCUCUCUGUUGCCCAGGCUGGAGUGCAGUGCUACGAUCUUGGCUCACUGCAGCCUCUGCCUCCCAGGUUCAAGUGAUUUUCCUCCCUCAGCCUUCCAAGUAGCUGGGACUACAGGACCACUACACCCAGAUAAUUUUUGUAUUUUUAGUUGAGAUGGGGUUUUACCAUGUUUAGUAGAGACCAGGCCAGGCUGGUCUUGAAAUCCUGACCUCAGGUGAUCCACCCACCUCAGCCUCCCAAUGUGCUGGAAUUACAGGCAUGAGCCACCACACCCAGCCUAUUAUGAAUACUUUUAAAAGGCAAUCAGGCUGGGUGUGGUGGCUCGUGCCUUUAAUCCCAGCACUUUGGGAAGCAAAGGCAGGCGGACCACUUGAGGUCAGGAGUUCAAGGCCAGCCUGGCCAACAUGGUGAGAUCUCAUCUCUACUAAAAGUACAAAAAUUAGAUGUGGUGGCAGGCACCUGUGAUCCCAGCUACUCAGGAGGCUGAGGCAGAAGUAUCGCUUGAACCUAGGAGGUGGAGGUUGCAGUGAGCCAAGAUUAUGUCCAGCCUAGGCUACAGAGCAAGACUCUGUCUCAAAAACCAAACAAAAAAAGAGAAUGAGACAGAGCCAUAUGCACUGAUACAGAAUGAGCUGCAAGAUAUAUGAAUAAUGAAAUAAGAUGCAGGAAACAAUGGUAGAGACAGAUAUGUUCCAGGUAGACGCACACACACACACACACAUACCCUGAUCUAUAUAAUUCAUAUAUAUAUAUUGAAUAUAUAUAUAUACACACACAUAUAUGUAUACAUACACACAUACAAUACAUCUAUCUAUAUCCUUUCUGUCUCUAUCUAGUCAUUUCUUGGUAUCCUCAGGGGAUUAGUUCUAGGAUUCCUGGGAGAUACCAAAACCUGUACAUACUCAAGUCCCGCAGUUGCCCCUGUGGAACCUGUGGUUACAAAAUGUGGGCCCUUGGUAUACAUGGGUUUCAAAUCCAGUGAAUACUGUUAUUUUUGAUUGACAUUUCGUUCCAGAUGUGGAACCCACCUGUAUGGAGGAUUGAUUGUAUUUAUUGAAUAAAAUCCACAUAUAUGUAGACCUA